CGACACCCACAGUUGCCGGAGACCUUUCUGGAUCUGGCUGGCACUUUGGAUAAUUCUCAGAACAAAAUCACUGGCAUUGCAGAUUAGAUCUGAUUCGAUCUGGAGAGAGAGACGGGUCCCCGAGGCGGAGGCCAAAUAUCGCUUCUGUCCGUACACUAUUUAGAAGCUAGAGACGUGCACUUCCAUUGCUCGGUCAACGAAGCAAAAGCAGAAACUGAGAACUUUUUUGGAGCAGGGAUGGGAUUUUCGGUGGCGGGAGAAGAGUCGUCCCGGGUCAACCCCAUAGAGAUUCGCCCCUCGAUCGCUUCGGACUGAGCGAGUGGCUGUAUGUGAUUAGAUCAACUCGUUCUGCAGGUGGCGACCGAGAGCUCGACAGGAGGGUCUAAAAUAUUGCAGAUGGUCUGUCCACUGAUGCCGAUGCUCAUGGUUCAGAUUGACCGUGGGGAGAAUUGCACAGGUACACGAUGGCUGUAGAUGAUGAUCAGAACUUGCAGGAAACUGAUCUCGAUUUCGAUUGCGGGUGACUCAGUAGAAGCAAUGAGAAAAUGGCCCAGAGACUUCAAGUUUGUGGAGCUGAGGUGGGAUAGAGAGUGCAGAUGGUGUUUGCUGUAGCAAAUUGAGCUCAAUUGGAGUUGAGCGUUGGUCUUUCCAUUGCAGGGGUGACAAGGUGAAAUCAGUGGUAUUGAAGUCUCUUCCUCGAAGGUUAUGUUGACUGGAGACUGUGAGCUUUCGAAUUCGGGGAUAGCUCUACUCUCGUUGCUGCCAUGACUGUGUCCUGGCAAUGACCCAUGGUGUUGAGGGGCGAGCUUUUGCAGUGAUGGCGAGAGUUAUUGAUGGUGGGACUUCUCCAGAAAGUGAGCGAGCAUUUUCAGACUUUGAAACUGAAUCCGGAGAUUCCCCUCACCCGUGCAGCGGAAGAUCCAGAUGUAUUUGCCGAGAAUUUAAUGAUCCCAAGUUUUUGGACAGACUCCAUGAGCACGCUCAUGUUUCCUUUCGAUGGCGUACGUUCUGGAAAGAGCUUCUUUACCACACUUUCUUUCCGUUGACAUUACCACUAGUUUAUCUCUGGGAAGGUGGACAGCGAGGAAUUAAAAAUCGUCAAUUUUUGGGAGGCAGUCUCAUCCUCACACUUUCGCAAUGGUUUUUGGCUGCUGCGUUUUUCUCAUUGAAUGGCCUGAGCUGGUUGUAUGUCAGCCCGGAUAUUUUUAUCGCAGAUUUUCUGUGGAUCGUGCGUUGUUUGAUUCUUGCAACCAAAUACGGAUUUACCAGCGAUCACGAGAUGGAAAUCAUGAGAAAAGAAGUGAUUCCUUUGGAAGCCCAGAAGGACCGAACGCUUAUGUUAGGAUGGACAAAUGUCAUCCCGUUACGAGUCUUGAAACGGCAGCUUCUUCUGGCCGCUGUUCGGAAGAAUGCUCUGCGAUGCAAUGCGUCACUGCGUUUGAUUCCAGGAGCGUCGGACAAGACUGUACAUGAGAUUAUGCAACAACUUACAGAAGCUCCGAAGAUCAACGAUCAUAAAGAACUAAAAAUAGCACCAUCCUGGGAUUCUCUAGACAGAGCGAUCGGAUUUGAUGAAACCACUCACCUUUGUGCAACAUGUUUAAAGGAGACGGGCUCUAACAAGAGCUUUGAGACGAGAUGGCUUGAAAUAUGCAUGAGAGACAUGCUGAACAAUCCAGAGCUUAUUGUACCCACAGAAGCAUUGCUUGCUGAAAAAGAAGUCGCUUCUGAGAGUGUGGAUGAUCGUGAGCACGAGAAAGCCUGUCCAGCCCUCGACCUCCCGGCUCUCUUGCUAGCAGCAUACAUUCUUCAAAGGGCAAGCGAACUCCUACCGAAAAAGCAGUUUUUGCACCAGCUUUUUGUGAAUCCUUGGAGGCUCUAUUACUUGUCUGUAUUGUUUGGGAUCAUACAUGCCAUAAUACCAUUUGCAACUCGUGCUUUAGUUGGCCAACCAUCAACAUUUGGAGGGACCCAAUGGUACAACUUUGUUGUGUCAGCAAGCAGUUUCGCAAUCAACGUCUCAUCGAUGUCGUGGAGUGUCAACUUCAUGCUGGGAGGAUUGGCUGACUUCCGAAGGCGCUAUUUUGUAGCCCGGCUGCUCAAUACAUUGUUGAAGGAUGGUUUCUCUUCUGACGAGUCUGUUGUAAGCCGCAAGCUCCGAGACACAAAAAGGUCUAUCAAGAGAAAUUCUCCUUAUCACUUGGGCCUUGCCAUUAAUUUUUCGGAUCCAAGAUCUGUAAUCGGCUGGUGGGCUGUCAGAACUCUUGUUCAAGACUUCGGCCUCGUAUUUUACAUGAGAGUGAAAUAUUACGCCACCUACUUCGCUUUGUAUUGUGGGCUGCUCAUGGGCUACUUGGUGGUGAAGCUCUUCGCGUCAAAUGCAAUAUCUACUAGCUACAUCCUGGCGGUGGUGGUAUUUGAUCUGCUCGUAUUUAUUGGGCUACUCUGUUUGGUGGUGUCACCUGGCGGAGGCACGAACAACCUGAAUGUGGAGCAUGGAGCUACACUGUAUCGCAUCAAGAUGUCCAUCAGCACCAGACUGAACCGAGGCGGAGAUGACCUCAAGUUUGAAGAGCGUAGGUCGAUGGAACUGGCAAUGGAAGUGCUGCAAUCUAUCACUCAAGCAGUAUACUGGGAUAAUUUGGUCAAUCAGAUUACAUUUCUUGGGUUCACGGCCGGAGCGGAGAUACUUGGGGUUUUGAUCGGUGCAGGAGGUACUGCCGUAGGUAUUGCAGCUCAACAGCUGACGGCCACCAUCAGUUAGCUGGCCAUAAGCUUCGACGUCAAUUUUGGACUCUAUUCUUUGUUAUUCGAGGGAACUGAAUCCUCCAGCACUGAAGGGUGUAAGAGUUACUGUUAGUUGAUAACGGGUUCUAUCAUUUAGGACAUGCUGCCCCUUAUUCCACAGAGAAGGCACCACAUACGAAAAGUGUAUAGUUGAUUAAACGAUCAAUGAAGAUCGCCAAGAAUAUAAUCCAAGGGCCUUCAUGGUCACUAUUUGGUUC
Molecule: messenger RNA, 3005 nt
Organism: Marchantia polymorpha subsp. ruderalis
Lineage: Eukaryota; Viridiplantae; Streptophyta; Marchantiopsida; Marchantiales; Marchantiaceae
Source: the annotation of a GenBank genome assembly